CGCGAGCGCACUGGUUUGGAUUCACUCCACUUUCUCAUCACUCACGGUGCAGCCGCGCGACCUGCUCCGUUCCGGACCGCGCGAGGACCAGAAACUGGACCAGAGUGGACCGGAGAAAUCCUGCGUUACUAGCAGCUUGAACUCUUUUUCCACUUUUUUUUUUUUUUAGAAAGUGUGUAGGGAGAGAAAAGGGUAAGAUUUUUUUUUUUUCCCCGUCCCGGUGCUCCGUCCACAUCCAGCACCUCCACCCUAACUCCCUCUUCAUCCCGCAGAGAGUGUGCCACCAGCGGAGGAUGCAGCUGCUUCCAUCCGGCCGCCGGUGACGCUUUCAGGGGUCCGUAAGUGAGUCCGGCCGUGCCUCCGGAGAGCGCUGGUCACGACUGACAGAAACUGAGAGAAACUGGAGGAAUAACUACAGCCGUGACUGGAUUGUUUGAUUCGCCUCUGAAUCCUUUUUUUUUUUUUUUUUGUUCGUUUAUUUAUUUUUCUUUUUUAAUAUCUAUCUAUAUAUAUUUUUUACUACAACCUUGUGGAUUCUUUAUGAUAAAACAAUUUUUGUCCUGGAGCGUCUGCGUCUGGAUACCGCGGAGGAGCGAGAGCCUGUAGCCGGCGUUGGAGCGCCCAGACCUGGGUCUUUAACUCGAUCCAGAUUGAUGUUGUCCGGCAGAGACAUGGUGAUCCUGAGGUGGGAGCUACUGUCCCUCUUGGCCGUCAUCCUGAUGGUCUCCUGCAAUGCUGUGCCUACAGAUAUUCUGUAUCGGGUUAAUGAGGAACAGCCACCCAACACGUUGAUUGGCAGCCUGGCGGCAGACCAAGGCCUUCCAGACACUGGACAUCUGUACAAGCUGGAGGUGGGCACCCCUUUCCUGAGGGUGGACGGCAAAACUGGGGACAUCUACACCACAGAGAUUCCUAUUGACCGUGAGACACUGAGAGACUGCCAAAGCCAGUUUGAUGACAAAUGCUACCUGGAAUUUGAAGUGUCCAUCACAGACAUGGUGAAAGGGAUUGGCUCAGGGCCACGGCUGAUCGAAGGUCGCAUUGAAGUGCUGGAUAUGAAUGACAACACGCCGCAGUUCUCUUCACCCAUCCUCUCCCUAGCAAUUCCAGAAAAUACACACAUUGGUGCACUCUUCUCCAUCCCAAUGGCCACAGACAAGGACUCUGGUUCCAACGGCGUGGCUGAGUACUCUCUGAGUUCCGGACCGGAUGCUGAUCAACUCUUCAGCCUGCAGGUCGCUUUGGACACGGACGAGAAACAGCCACAGCUGGUUGUCAUGGGUAACCUGGAUCGUGAGAAGAAAGACUCGUAUGAUCUGAAUAUUCGGGUUGUAGAUGGAGGUGAUCCACCAAGGGCGAGCAGCGCUUUACUGCGAGUCACUGUGACCGAUCAGAAUGACAAUGCGCCAAAGUUUGAGAGAAAUCACUACGAGGCCGAACUUCCAGAGAACAGCCCACUGGGACACUCCGUUUUGCAGGUUCGAGCCAAUGACGCAGACACUGGUGCCAAUGGAGAGAUAGAUUACAUCUUACAUCAAGCAUCCGAGACUGUCCAGAGGCUUCUGCGCAUUGACCGUUCCACUGGCAUCAUUUACGUCAAAGGCCUGGUAGACAGAGAAGAAACUAAUUUUCUCAAGUUCUUUGUGGUUGCCAGAGACCGUGGGCCUAAUUCCAAGAGUUCCAAAGUCCUAGUGACCAUCAUUGUCAAGGACCAAAAUGACAACGCACCAGCAAUAGAGAUUCGUGGUAUUGGGUUGGUCACUCACCAGGACAGUGUGGCAAACAUCUCUGAGGACAUGCCGAUUGGUACCCCAGUAGCACUAGUCCAAGUGUCUGACCGUGACGAGGGAGAAAACGCUGUGGUGACAUGUGUGGUUGCAGGUGACGUCCCUUUUCAACUCCGACCUGCUAGCGAGUCAGCCAAUGAUCGAAAGAGAAAAUACUUCCUGCAGACAACUACUCUGCUGGACUAUGAACGUAUUAAAGAUUACCGAAUUGAAAUAGUUGCUGUGGAUUCCGGUAACCCAGCUCUGUCAAGCACCAAUUCUCUUAAGGUCCAGGUCACAGACGUGAAUGAUAACACACCAACAUUUUCUCCAGCUUUGCUUGAAGUGUUCUUUCCUGAGGGCAACCAGCCAGGUGACAGAGUGCUAGAUAUUUUGGCCACAGAUGCAGAUAGUGGUAUAAAUGCAGAGAUGAUUUAUAGCAUCAUUGAGUCCUCUGCUAACAGGCUUUUUGAGGUCGAUGCCAACACGGGAGAGGUUCGUGUGAAAAACACACUGGAUCGAGAGGAAGUUGAGCGCUAUGAGUUCCAUAUCGCUGCAGCCGACAAAGGCCUUCCGAGUAAAACUGGAACUGCUACAGUGGUUAUAAAUGUUCUAGACCGCAAUGACAAUGAACCCAAAUUCAUGUUAAACGGAUACAGUUUUUCUGUAAUUGAAAACAUGCUCCCACUAAAUCCUGUUGGUGUAGUGACUGUGACUGAUGCUGAUAAGGGGGAGAACUCAAGAGUGACACUGUUUGUAGAACCAGAUAACGGCAAGUUUGUGAUUCAAAAUGGAACGGGAACGAUCCUGUCGAGCAUUUCUUUUGACCGUGAAAAGGAAAGCACCUACACCUUUCGUCUGAAGGCUGUGGAUGGUGGUGAACCACCUCGGUCUUCCUACGUUGGUGUGACCAUCAAUGUCCUGGAUGAGAAUGAUAAUGCCCCCUAUGUCACCAAACCAUCCAACUCCUCCUACACUUAUCUGACACCUGUCACACCUCCAGAAACAAGAGUGGAAGUUGUUGAGGCUGAGGACAUUGAUGCCGGGCUCAAUGCAGAGCUGUAUUAUUCAAUCACUGGAGGAAACCCUUAUGGCCUUUUUCAAAUCUCAUCCACCAGUGGGGAAAUCACACUGGCACAAGCAUUCUCUGGCAAGCACAAUGGGCUUCACCGACUUGUCGUGAAGGUCAGUGAUCAAGGCAAACCUGCUCGAUACACCACAGCCUUAGUUCACGUGUUUGUAAAUGAAACCAAAUCUAAUGUGUCCCUCAUUGAGGCACUUGUGGGUCACAGUCUUUACACACCUCUGGACAGAGACAUAGCAGGAGACCCUAACUAUGCCUACAGUCAGCAAACCAACAUUUUAUAUGCUGUCCUUGCAGGUGUUGCUGUUGUUAUUUUGGUCAUUGUAGCUGUGGUGGUCAUCAGACACCAUCUGCAGAAAGAUACUAAAAGCGGUUACCAAGCUGGCAAAAAGGAGAGCAAAGAUCUUUAUGCUCCCAAGCAGGGACCCAAAAAUGGCAAAGGAAAAAAGAGCAAAAAACCCAGAGCUCCAAAACCCACCAAACCACUGGAAGAGGAUGAGGAGGCGAGUUUGCAGAAAGGUCUGAAGUUCAACCUUAUUAAUGACGUUAAUGACAGUCCCAGAAUCCAUCUGCCCCUUAACUAUCCACCAGGAAGCCCCGACCUGGGCCGUCACUAUAGGUCCAACUCUCCUUUGCCAUCUAUCCAGCUGCAACCACAGUCACCCUCUGCCUCCAAGAAACACCAGGCUGUUCAGGACCUCCCUGCAACCAACACCUUCGUAGGGACGGGCGACAACAACUCCACGGGCUCGGAUCAAUAUUCGGAUUACAGCUACAAGGCCAACCCACCCAAAUACAACAACAAACAGCUGCCCCACCGCCGAGUAACCUUCUCCACCUCCAACCAGGCCCAGGAUCUGCAGGAUGCAUCCCAGCACAGCUACUACGACAGUGGCCUGGAGGAGUCAGAGACCCCAAGCUCCAAGUCAUCAUCGGGCCCCAGGAUCGGACCACUAGCUCUGCCAGAAGACCACUACGAGAGGACCACACCUGAUGGCAGCAUCGGCGAGAUGGAACACCCGGAGAACGACCUCAGGCCCCUUCCAGACGUGGCAAUGACCGGUAACUGCACCCGUGAGUGCACCGAGUUUGGCCACUCUGACUCCUGCUGGAUGCCUGGCCAGUCUUCCCCCAACCGUAAGGUCUCCAAGAACGCCCCCAAGCUCUCCACCUUCGUGCCUUACCAGGAAAUGGACGGACAGGAGCACCUGAUGGCCAACGGCAGCCCGAAGCCCAUGGUGACGGAGGAACGUGGGACGGGUGGUGGCGCUGGUGGCAGCAGCUCCAAAGUGGCCAGCAUGAGGUUCAUGACCCCAUACAGCAGUGCCUACCCUGGGAGCGGAGACUCAUCUGGCAAAGACUGUGGCCUCGAGGAGAUCCCACUGAGCCAGGCAGCGGAGUACCACUCUGCCACCACCCCCACUGGCCAGACCUCCAAGAGAGAGAUCUACCUGUGAGGGUCAAGCUCUCAACUUUAAAUCCCCAAUGAUCCACGAUGCCGCUCAUCGCCUCACCUCCCACCUCCUCACAGCCACCCCCUGUGCCUACAACUCGCUGUGCCGCAGCACGACUCACCCUUCUUCCUUUUUACAACUGCAUCACCGAACAAGGCUUUAGAACACCCCGCCCCGUCUUACUGCCGCCACCGCUGAUACUCCCCUCUAGAAACCAAUCAAAUGUAAGAAUAGACAAACGAAAAUGGAAGAAAAUUCAGUUUUAGCUGCUGUGGAUGGAAUGUAAACUAUGCCACAUGGUUGUGAUGAUUUCAUGGGAAACUAUUUAGCUCUUCGCGUAUUUGAGUUAGAUUUUUGUGUGUGGCAUUACGCAUUGUUGCUGUGUCGGAACAGAAAAAGAACUAGAACUUCAUGGGGGCUAUGGAAGAACUUCUUGUAAAUCGUACUUAAGUAUACUGUGUAAUCUUAUCUAUCCUCAACUUUUUUAUUUUAUUUACUUUGUCUUUGUUGACUUCGGAGGCCGUAGGAAUCACAUUUUCUAGUCAAGUUGAAUUCAAUAACGGAAACAGCUCAUUGAAAAGACGUUUGCAGAAACGCAGCUGUUUCACAAUCACCGGAGUUGUAUCUUAGUUUUUCGGCAGAACAGAUCCUUUUUUUAGUGUACAGAGCUGUAAAUAUUACAAACAGUGACAGAGGAAACUGCUGUGGCUCUCAGUGUGGAUCUGUGGCUGUUGUGCUGUCUGCAGAUCUUCACGUAUCGUCCCUUUGAUGAACUGAAAAUCUGGGCACACACAGGGUAACAACAUCACAGCAUUCAGUGUCACACUGCAGGAAUCUGGACUCUUGAGCAUCACCGACGGUGCCAAGUUACAAACACAAGACUUUUUAUUGUUUGAGUGUCUCAGUUUUUUUUUUUUUGUUUGUUUUUUUUAUCUCUGCAGCUUCUCAACACUGCUUCUGCGGGGAAGUACAUCUUUUAUUUUUUAUCAAAAGGAAGCUGAACCUCAUGUUGUUCUCAGUAGUUGACCAUAUUAUGAUAAUUGUUAUAAUGGACUUGUUUAACAGUUAAAUAUAAAUACACAAUCUUCAACAUGUGUUACAUUCCCAUUUUAUGUUUACUGAUGAGAACCUAAAAAAGGUUUUGGGAUAGAAAGUUCUGUUGCCAUCAAAACACAAUGUUCAUGUUUAAGAAGAAAGAACGACAAUACAGAAAUUGUAAAAAUUAUUACAGCCUUCUUUGGUUCUAUGGGUUUUAUUCUUGAGGAUGUAUUAAAAAGUAUCUGGUCUUUAUAGGUUCUAAAAUUAUUUAAAUUUAAACCUCGAAUUAAGGAAUACCCACAACAAACUCCACAUUAUUUAUAAUUAUUUAUAAUCAUACAUUUUGAUUUUCUCAAGGUAUAAAAUUCCAAAAUGGAAGCCAUUUGUGGUUAAACCCAACUUUGUUACAAUUGAGCUGCAGGAAAUAUGCUGGGUCUUGGCAUUUUCUUCAUUUCUUAUAACUAUAAUUAAAAGUUGAAAUGUCCCAUUGUAAAUGAAUUGAAUAAAACAAAAAAAAUCAUAAAGGUCCAUCCUCUACGGAGCAGAUGUGAAGUCGAAAAUCAUCACUGCAUAUCAUCACCCCAAUACUGGUUACACAGCAUUGGGGUAAGAAAACACAGAUUUUCAGUCAAACUUCAAUGAUUACCAAGUUAUGUUCCAGUUUUGGUACAAACACAAACAAACAAGAAACACACACAAAAAGAAAAAGCUGAGUAUUUAUCAGAAAGUCCAGCUGGUCUCAGAUGGUUGCGCAAACAUCAGUCGUGAAGCUCCUGCAGCUAGAAUAUGUUAACCACAGUGUUCAUGAAGACUGUUUUGUUUGUUUCUGAAGCAGCUGUUUCCUGUUGAUACUGUCCACUGCAGCUGUUCUCACUCCUGAGUGUUUGACUUUAGAGAACGUCUCCCUGCUGUGUUUGUUAACUCGAAAGAAGAGCCCUUGGGUCAUUGUCGCCGCUCGUUAGUUUCCAAUUCUUUCCCACCUCUGCGUGAGGCCGAGUUGCUCCAUGUUUAGCAGGAGUAUUUAUUAAGCCAGUUUGCUGUGUGAGGUGGGCGGGGGGGCAGCUGGGGAAUGUGGCAGACAGUUGUUGUUGUGCUCCGGCCACACAGAAAUGCAGGAUUAAUGACAUCUGAAUGGGCUUUCGUCCACUAACACUUCCACUCCCCCACACAUGGAGCUCCGCAGAGAAUGUCUAAUUACAACCUGAGGCUCUGCAUAUGACCAGUGAUAAUUUGCGUGAGGAAAAGGGAGUUGAUGUGGAGGUUCAGUCAUUUCAGGUCUUAUUCUCAUGGCUGCUGAAAAUAAUGUGAGAUUUCACCUGAACUGAUGGAGACUAGCAGAAGAGGAUGGAAAGAGGAUAUUGAUUAGCCUGCUCUCUGAGAUAGUUUAGCUUUUAAUAUUAAAUAUACUGAGUCAAGUGCUGACAUUUUCAAAGUAUUUUCUUUUGCAGACACAAAUAAAAGUAAAUAAAAACAUUUGAAUCUUAGAAAAAUCUUAAGAGUUUAAAGCUAAUGAACAUCUAAAUCUGCAAAAAAAGAAGUGAAUUUGCUUCACUUUACUGUAUACACCAUUUCCUUAAAGAAAAACACAAGAUCAGCCAAUAAAAAAGAAUGCAAAAGCAUUUCUAACUUCAAAAACAUCUCGCUUAUUUAAAAACCUCCAUCAAAGUUAAAAACUGAGGACGGUAUCCACUCUUUAUCGAGAGGGCAGCAGGCCUGAUAUUGUGGUCCUCGAUGUCCAGUGUGCAUCUGGGCAGCUGAUUAUUGACCUGAGCUGAUAAUUAUUCCACAGUGCACAACUGCUUACACCUCACGCAGUGUGUCCAACACAAAGGCGGCAUUGUUUCUGACUAAAACAUGUUAUAUUUUUAGACUCGUCAAAGUACCUGCUGCAUCUCAUUGUGUUAGACUCCAAUUGCGAUCCCCAGGACUGGUUAUAGUUGCUAUUUAAUACAUUUAAAAUGCACAAUCAUGCAUUUUGUACCAUUUAAGUUAAACAUGCCUGUUUAUCAUAUCCACAAGGUGAGAUCAAUGUCUUUCUCAAGUGAACAGGAGUGUAACUGACUCAUUAGUUUGGUUUCUUUGCACUCAGCACUUCUAGCCUUCACAGUCAGAGCACCACACCAAAGCAAUAUAAACAAGCUGAAAGUCUUUGGAAGUAAACUGAUUACAAAUUAGGGUCAUCAGCUGGGUCAGGCAGGGUUAAUGUCUCAUUUCAUGAGGCAAACAGCUUGAUGGAGCAUCUUAGAUUGCUUCUCUCUAACUCUGUGUUUUUAUCUCCAAUGUACAAUCAUCCGUUACAUAUCAGACAGCUAAUUGCUUUGUGGUGUGUUUUAUAUUUGGUUCAACUUGAGGUAAAGCUUGACGUGUGGGCUCUUCUGCAGUUGUUCUCAUGAUUCAGCCUCUGAAUAAAGUUUGAUUUAUUCUCGACAUAUCUGCCCGUUCAGUAAAUAUGCUCAUACAACGACACACAUACAUCAACAGUCAUUCAGCUGCCGCUCAGUCCUACCCGCAGAAGAGAUUUAGAGCUCAUGAGUGCUGCAUGCGCCUGUGGUGAUUUAACGCCUGAGCUCAACGGUCUGAUUGAUUAUUUACAGGCAUAUCGUGGCGGUCCACCUUCAGUCUCUGUCUUCCUGCUCCUCUGCUACGUCCAUCGGCUGCUUGGGUGCGUGGUCAGAGUCCCAGUUGGCCUGUGUUGUGCUGAGUGCGGUGUGUGGUGUAAGGAUGCAGAGAAAGGUCUAGAGGUCUUGUAGCAUCAGCUUAGCCUCAACCUUUUGGCACCAAUUAACCCUUGAAGAAAACAACAACCCUCUGGUAACCUCUGGCAAUCUUUGGUGAACUCUGCAACGUUAGUUUUACGUCAAGAGCAAACAGUGCUUUGGUGUUUGUGCACACACUCACUAAGAGAUUAGUUUGCUUAUUAUAGACAUGAAUAGGUUUAAGUUCUUAAACCACUUUUUAGUGCAGAUAAGCUUAAUUAAGCCUAGAUGAAAGAUUUGGGUUGGGACUCAUUGAGCUCUUCCAAACUGGUAGACUGAAGUUAGUUUCCUCCUCUAUGUACAUUACAUUUGCAUUAUUAACAAUUCAAUCGGUCUGAUUGGCAUCAUCAAAAGGAUUGAUCCAAUCAGUCUUCCUCCUAGUUUUUCAAUUCAUAAAAGAUUGGACAUGAGUGAGCUAAAACACAAAUAACACAAUAUCAUGAUGGAAAAACAGUCCUGUCAUGAAGGAAGGCAUUGCUAUUUUAGCUCACAGUAAAGAUACAUAUUACUCCCUAAUUUGUCAGUUAAAGCAUAGUUGUUUAAUUUCUUGUGACAAAAAUACUUACAGUAAAGUUUGCUCAUGAAAUGUAGAUAAAGCCUAAUGUCAAGAAAUAUUUUGUUACAGCUCAUGGAUAAUGUGAUCAAUAUUUGUUUACCAAAAAAUUGUGCAAACACAGCAAAGGCAACAAAGAAGUGAUUCUCAUAAAAACAGAAGGCAACAAAAAACAAAUGUCACACACACACAAAAAAAAAGUCAAAUAAAACUAAACAUGGAAAAAAUGACCUCAAGUGAUCUGAACUGUGUAGGCCACAUAGUGGUCACAUUUUUUAGGAACAAGGUAAAAGGCAGUUGUGUUAAUUAUAAUGAGGAUAAACUGGGCAAGUUUAUUUGUCUAGGGCAUUUCAGCAAUAGGACAAAUCAAAGCCCUUUAGAUAAAUAAGAAUCAAUGUCAAACAAUCAAAAACACUAUUACAAUGCAGUGCUGUAAUAAAGAAAAUAAUGACAAGGUGGAAUUCAGAUUAAAAUGAAUGAUGUUCCAGCCUUUCAAAGGUAGCUCUAAAUAGACGAAACAAAAAGUAAAAAUGACCUUCAUAAACAUUUAAUUCAAACUGGUAUGACUGUGCAGUCAGACUGUCAGAUUUAAUAAAACCAAGUAAAGAGGAACAGCUACCGUGCUGAGAAUAUAGCUAUUUGUUUCUUUUCGUGACUUUGAUUCACAUUUCUUCUUCUGUUUUUUAUCCUGUAUGACUGCAGCAGGAGCCCUUAGCUGUGUCUUGAGAACACUACACAGAUGUUUCGACAAUUUGGCAAAAGAAAAAAAUGAAAUCAUAGAAGAAAUUCGACUAGACAGAACUUCAAAAUCAAGAGUAAAAGGAAAAAGAAAGUGUUUUGGGUGAUAUUUCACUCAGAAACAUGUAUCAAGUACGGAGAAUAAUAAUAUAAAAAAGAAACUUUAUACCCAGCAUAUGCAGUAACAGUCAAAUAUUUAGACAAGGUAAUGAAAAAAGUAAACCGGUGUCCAAACGCUUUGACUGCUACCGCGUUUCUGUGGCCAUUUGAAGGAUCCAAAGUGUCAGCAAACAUUUCCUGCUCCCUGGAGGAAAACCUAAACCCCCCGUCACAGCCUCCAGCCUCCCGACCUACCUGACAGCCCCCAGGAGACCUACUGUCACACACUUUGACAGUCUCUGUGGGGGUGUGUGUGGGUGUGUAGGGGUGCUCAGGAAGAAGGAUGGGAGCUGGUCGCUUUGCAUGAACAUUUCAUAUCCACUUCGCAGUGACAGAAAUUGAUAUUUCUGACAUUUCCUCUGUGUUGAAAUUCAGAUACUCUGUUUGCCGAAAUAUUCAGGUGGACUUGGGAUAUGCACCAACUCAUAUCAAAUCAGAGAAAAUAAUCUCUUUGGAGCUCUUCAUUCAAGGUGGAAAAACAAUUUGUAAAAGUAACAAGUACCCUCAGUCAGACCUGACAAUAAAAUGUACCAUUAUACACACUAUUAUCUAUCAUUUACUACAGUUAAUUUAUAUUAAAAACAAAUUCAGUGUGUGCUUCUUCUCAAACCAAGCUGCAGCUCUUAUUGCAAAAUAGCAUUACAAUCCUCCUAUUUUACUCUUAAUUCAGUAUUAACUGAAAUGUAUUGCUGAUUCUUUCAACAAGUAUGACAUAAAUGCAUAAAUAUUUUGUGAAAAUCCUUUCUUAUUUCAUUUUUUAAAGCUUUAGACAUCUAAAAUUGUACAAAAACCACUGGAUAAAAUACAAUUGUGGGUAUUUUGCACAGUUUUCUAAAAGAAAAGAUUUCUUAUGACUCUGGGCAUCAGACAUCAACUGGGUUUUUUCCCCCUUGUAUUUUUAAGGUUCAGGAGAUAUAAUUCUGAUUAUUCAGCCGUUCUGUUUGUAUCUUUACCAAACUAAUUCUCCUUACGUCAUAUUUUGGGUCAUGUAAAGAUAAUUUUUCUCACCUUCCGAGUCGAUUAUUACACUUUUCAUCUCUACCCUGUCAGCCGGUGUUGUUAUGGAUCUGUUGGUGACGUUUCUGACGCAGUAAAUUCAAUGUUUUCUCUCCCAGCUGUCUGAGAUUCAGUUGGGAGCCAGUUGAUUUUCCUCGUUCCAUUCGCGAUUUGUAUAAAUGGGACGUUUGCUCCGCUGAACAUGUUAGACACAGGAAAAAAACACUUCAUGAUUAAUGCACAGAAAUUGCAUUGAUUUUUUUAUUUUUUCAUCAGGAGAAAAAGUCCUGGAUAAUGGCUUAAUAUUUGCAUUGCUUUUACUAAACUUCCAUUUAGUCAGCAGAAGUUUUACUUGUGAAUCAACAAACGUCUUAGCAGAUUGAAGAAGGGUGACGAGCAACAGAAGGUUUACCAACUGACAGAGGAGCAAUGCAAUUGAACAUUUAAAUGUGACGAUGCCUCUGAGCAGUUAAACAAUAAUUAUACAAAAUAUUUAAUCUAUUAAAGAACAUAAAUACAAAGGAUGUAUUCCAAUGAAAAUAGUCAUGUGAAAAUACUUUUUUUUUCUUUUUUUGCAAAUUUGUGACAAUAAGUCUGAAAAGGCCUUUCCAUCCAUUAAUCCAUCACCUUCCGCUUAAUCCGAGGUUGAGUCAUGGAGGCAGCAGUUUAAGAAUAAAGGCCCAGACUUCCAUUUCUCCAGCCACUUGGGAACAGAGGGGAUCCCAAGGCAUUCGCAAGCCAACAUAGUCCCUCCAAUGUCUGGACAUUCCUCUAGGUGUCUGUGGGACGUGCCUGGAAAUCCUGACCAAGGAGUCAACCAGAUGCCCCGACCAGACGCCUGAGCCACCUCUACUGGCUCCUCUCAGUGAGAAGGAACAGCGACUGUACUUUAAAACUCUCUAAUUGAUUGAGGUUCCUCUUCCUUCCUCUAAGGGACAACCCAGACACCCUCAGACUGAAAAUCUUUUCAGGCGCUUUUAUCUGCUGGACAGAAUAGUUUUAUAUUACUUAAAACAGGUUAUUAUUUGUGAAAGAGUAGAUUCAUUAAACUCUCAGCCUGUGAUGUUUUUGUAAACCUUAAACAUGUAUCAUUACAACACAUUUAAAUUUCCAGCCACUCUGGUUCCUCAAAGUACAUUUUGUACUAGGUACUCAAAAUGCUUUUUUUACUUUGAACACACUUUUGUGUAACAAAGAAGAAUUAAAAACAUUCUUCUCAAAAUGAAUACUUGCUUUGAAUACCUACAAUAUAUUUUGAUAGAUGCCUUUCUUAUUUCAUAUCAGAAACAUGUUAGCUGAAUGAAAACCAAACCUAAAUCUAAUAGGAGUAUGCAUCAUUUUUGUCUCAAUUGUACUUCUUACCAGCCUUUCCUUGCAAUAGAUUGAAAUGGAUUGGAGAAAAUUACUUCAAUGUAUCGAUUGUUAAAGUGUGUACAGAAAAUGAGAAAUUUGGGUAUGAAAAACACAAACUACAGAAAUUCAGGAAGGCAAAGAAAUGAAAUCAAAACUACUGACACUGUAAACAAAAAUAUUCUCAAACUGUCAUGUAAUUUCUUUUCCCACUUAAUAAAUAGCUGUUCAGUUUUUGUUAAUCCUUUGGUUUCCUUAUGAUAAAUUGUUGCAAUGCAAAAAUGUGCGCUCUGCAGUUUUAUAGUUGUGCAAUUAUUUGUGUAAUUGAGUGAUAAUAACACAGCGAAGCAACGUCAUCAUAUAUUUAUUUACAUGUAAAGGAGCGAACUGAGAUCUGAUCGCUCACAUUUUAAAGCCAAAAUAAAUCCUUCACACGAUCAAAAAUAAGAUGAACAAUAACAAACAAUUCAUUCAAGUUAAUGCGACACAUGUUGUGUUAUUGUCUUGCCACAUAUUGCCUCUGGUACUGUUUAGUUCACCGUGAUUUGCCUCCAUUUCUAAGGAAGACUUUAUUUUACAAGGUGAAAUAUACCUUUUAUCGUAAGCAACAUAUAAUGUGCAGUCAAACUAACUAUGAUUGAGAUGUAUUGGCUUCUUCCUUUGAUUUAAAAAUGGACUGAUCUGCUUGUUUUUUUUUUUCUUGUUUUCCGGGAUUACUUUACUUAUUACUUCUUUUUAGUUAAGUUAAAGUGUUUAGCAUUACAUAUGACCGUUUCUCUCUGAAAACCUUCUGCUUGCUCUGCUCUACAUAAUCCAUUGAACCCAAUUUUAACCUUUUAGAAUACAAAAAAGUUUUCAUUGGAUGUCAAGUAAAUUUUGUCCUUCUUAAGUCUUUUUAAGGUUUGAAAAGAACCUUUUCAUUAGUAGUGUUGCUCAGAUCUACAGCUUUGACGAGGUUGAAUUUUGUCAGUGCAAACGUCCAGUGAUGACUCAAAUGCAGCUCUACACAGAUCGCUCUACAUGAAUCUUGGAAUAAAGUUUGGUUUGCAGUUUUUGGGGAUUGUGUAUUAUACCAAAGCUGGAGUCUCUGGAAGUGAGACCUCAGCUGGAGCAUGAAGACAUGCCGACUUUAUAAAUAUGAUACAUUUCUGUUAUUGUCACAGUUGUUUAUCAAUGAUAUGGAAUCGACACUGUUAUAGACAUACAAUAUGGAAAUAAGUGAUUGUUUUUUUUUUUGUUUAACCUGAUGUGUGAAUGAUAAGUUGUUAUUCCCCCCCAGCUGCCCCCACCCACCCAAAGCGGGCAAGUUUGCUACCAGUUUUUCAUUUCUCAACUCAGCAUAAAUGAGUAACUAAAUUUGGAAGACAUGACAAAGACAGACUGGUUCAACCAGCUUAUUUUUGCCAUCCAGGACAUAGAACAGUCUAUCCAAAGUUUAUUCUCACAGACGUUGAAUUUAGUCAUAUAACAACUAAAACUCAGUUUUUACUGCAUUUCUGAGAAAUUGAAACAAACUUAUAGUGGUUCCGUCUGUAAGCAAAAAUAAAACUCAAACGAUAUAAAAAUAGAACUAUGUAAAGGCAGGGAUUUCACAGACCAACACAAUUUGUGCACAAUUUUGAAGACCAAUAAAAAGACAGAUGAUUUUUUUCACAAAUGAAAUCAUCUGAACACCAAGAAAAAGACAAAUAUUGUUAUUUAGAAAUAAGAUCACCUGUCUUUUUCACUGCUUUUCAAAAUUGUUCUCUAUCAUGUUGGUCUGAUAUAAAAUCCCAUUCUACCGGUUAAAUGUUUUGGCUCUAGCAUUACAAAAUAUGAAAAGAAGGAUUAAUACUUUUGCAAGGCACCCUGUAUAUGUGGUAUUGUUCCUAAAUAUUUGAGGUUAUAAUUUGCAAAUUUAAGAAAAACAGCAAAGUUGUCAUGUGAUUUCUAUGUGAUUUUAUGGAGCUCAGGGUGUGGCGCCCAGAUUUAUAUGUUACUACUAAGAAACUAAAAAUCUUCAUAAAAUUGGUCUUUGGCACAAAUUCCUUCAGUGAUUUAUUGGGUUUUAUGUCCAAAUUUGUAUAGAAAAACGCAAAUUUUGGUCUUAAUAGCAUGGAAAUUUUACAGUAUAGCAAAAAAAUAUAUUUUUUUUUCAAUUAGAAAAAAAAAGUGCAGAAAAGAAUAUUGAAUAAUUUUUGUCUUUACAUGAAGUCCACAUUUGUAACCUACAUGUUGGUUGGUUAUAUUUAUAUAGGGGAAAAAAAACUGCUAGUGAUGCCUUGUUUUUUUGUACAGUUUUAUGUACAUGCAAGUGUAGGUUUUUAAAAGAUGAAGAUGAGAAACUAUAUAUAUUCAAAACCGUGAAGGAAUCCAGAACCUGUAGGAAUAUAUCAUCUAAAGUACCGUAGGAUCUAUUGUAACGUAGGAGAGAGGAGUAAGGCUCAGAGCGGAGGAAGACAGCGUUCCUCCUCCUCCAAUCAUUCAUCCACUCCUAAUUUUUCCAUUUUCGUUCUGGAACAUUGUUACUUUUCUGAAACUGAUCUCUUGUUUUUGAUGUCUUUUGAUUUUCUUAGAGGACGUUUGGUGAUGUGUUUGAUCCUCAUCUGUUCUCUUUCUAUUGGCAUGUUUGAAUAAAAAAUGUGGUAUUUUAUUUUUGCUGAGCAAAUCAAAGAAAUAUCUUGUAAUUACUCCUUCCUUAUAGCUUUACAAUAAAAUCCAUUCAGUCGAAGAAA
This is a messenger RNA of Xiphophorus couchianus (Monterrey platyfish), 14608 nucleotides long. RefSeq names its product protocadherin-1-like. Gene Ontology annotation, cellular component: plasma membrane. The transcript has 5 exons. Gene Ontology annotation, biological process: homophilic cell-cell adhesion. Bases 654 to 4307 code for a protein of 1217 amino acids. Gene Ontology annotation, molecular function: calcium ion binding. NCBI's taxonomy places the organism in Eukaryota, Metazoa, Chordata, Actinopteri, Cyprinodontiformes, Poeciliidae. The record is from RefSeq and is a predicted model, not a curated record.